Messenger RNA from Gossypium raimondii (Peruvian cotton), 2122 nucleotides. RefSeq names its product ninja-family protein mc410. The transcript has 4 exons. The coding region runs from base 278 to 1744 and encodes 488 amino acids. Gene Ontology annotation, biological process: negative regulation of DNA-templated transcription; jasmonic acid mediated signaling pathway. Lineage: Eukaryota; Viridiplantae; Streptophyta; Magnoliopsida; Malvales; Malvaceae. The record is from RefSeq and is a predicted model, not a curated record. Gene Ontology annotation, cellular component: nucleus.
CAAAAGUGAAAAUUAGACAUGGGCAGAUAAUGAUAAAAUAAAAGACAUUGUAUGGUAUUUCAUUGUGUUAUUUUCCCUUUACCUGUCCUUGUGAUGUGCAAAGACAAUCUCAGCUUUGAUUCUUUUAAUCUUCUCUGUCUUUAUUCAGACAUGUAUGUUUAAGACGGUUUUGGUGCGUGUUGAGACUAUAUUGUGUAUUUUUGGUUGAAUGGUCUGUAAAGAGGAUGAGCAAAAGUUAUACUUGAACCACCGGGAUAAUAUACUGUGAGUCGAUAGAAUGGAGGACGAUAACGGGCUUGAGCUUAGCUUGGGUCUAUCUUGUGGUGCUUCAUCUGCCAAAGCCAGAGGCAAGAUUAGUAGCUCCUCCGAUACUAGGACAGAAGAAGGUGAUAGAGGUGUCAAAAUAGUGGAUAACUUUAAAAACUUUCUUCAAGCUGGAAACGAGAAACAAGACCCCAGUGUGGGUUCUCAGAGAAGUGAUCCAAUAAAACCUUCGGAAAAUUUCUUUAAUGAUCUUUCCAAGGGUAACGGUGAGGUAGAAGCUACUGUUAACUUGAAUGGUAGAGGUCUUUGGGGUACAAACAGUAACAGGUCUGCUGAAAUCGAUGAAGAUAAGCGGUCCGAAACGGGUAGUAAACGUAAGAUGUUGUUUAAUGAGAUAAACAAUCCAAAGAAGCUCGAAAGAGAAGCUCAUCACACUGAUUUGCAUGAAAAGUCCAAAACAUCACAUAUCUCCCUAACGGAAGAUGGCUCAACUGCUGAGAAUGAAGACGUUGCGGAGUCUGAAGUUGAGGGUUCGACCUCAAGGCUGGUUUCACACCAUGAUGAUGGAUCCAAGCGAUUUAUGGGAGUUAGUGGUUCUGCUGAGGUGCCUAAGGAGGUUAAGCUGGGAAACUUGAAUUAUGGUAACUCAUUCCAGGUCCAAUCGGUCAAUGUCAUGAAUGCACCUUUCUCAUUGCCUAUGAAGGAUUCUAACUCUGUCGGGAUCCCUAGUUCAUCAGGUCAUACAAUGCCUGGCAUGAUGCAAAUGAUGCCUACCGGAAAUAGUGAACGGUCUGGGACCCAGUCUGUGAAUCCUGGAAACUUACCAGUUAUGUUCGGGUACUUGCCUGUUCAACUUCCACUGUUGGAUAAGGAUAAUCCCUGGGGUAUGGUCUCUCACCCUCCGCAAUUCCAGGCUUCAUAUGCUGGCAGAAGUCCACCUAAUGCAGAUAAGCAGAGUGAUGGACUGAAAAUAUCACAAGCUUCCAUGCAUACAAUUGCGCGCAAUUCCUCUGAGGCUGCACAAUAUGAUGGCAGGACAUUCGAAAGGGUGAAAGGUGAAGGUAAACAGCAUGGUGUAGAGGAAGGCUCCUCUACUCGGGCAGAGGAAGAUGUAAAAGGAAGCAGCGUGAAUCUCAGAGCAAAUGCUACAUCUGAUCGACAAACUGCAGAAGCCUUAAAUCUUGAUUUUUCAGCCAUAAAACCCGGAAUUGCUGCAGACCUGAAAUUUGGUGGAUCUGGUUCUUAUCCAAAUUUACCAUGGGUUUCAACCACAGGUACUGGUCCACACGGCAGAACUAUUUCUGGUGUUACUUACAGAUUCAGCACAAAUCAGAUAAAAAUCGUUUGCGCUUGCCAUGGAACCCACAUGUCCCCCGAAGAGUUUGUUCGUCAUGCCAGUGAAGAGUGCACCAAUCCUGAUAAUAACAACGGUUUGGCAACAUUUCCAGGUACCAAUCCUGCUGCCUCUAGUCAGAGCUGAAAUGACAUACAUUUACUUCCAAUCAAGUAUGACAUUGGUAUGGCCUUGAGAAUACACUGAUGAGGGGCCUUGCUUUUCUUGCGGAGUUUAGCUCUCUGUACCCUUUUCCGGUUGUAUUAGCUCCCGGAGUUGAAUACUUCAUUUGUAUGUAAGAAUUUCUAGCAUCCUUUUCUUGUCAAAUAGUAAUGUUAAGCAUUUUAUUUCUGUAGUAACAGUUAAGAGAAUCAUUUUCCUUUUGUUGUAUUUUAUUUUCCAGCCUUUUAAGCUUCAGAUUCUGUUAGUAUCUGCAGUUUUGUGAACCACUUUGGUAUACAAUGAUUGUUCUUAGGUCUUUAUGAUACUACUUUGGAAUGCGAUACUCGUAUUCUUUGUGGUUUU